Molecule: messenger RNA, 1549 nt
Organism: Drosophila gunungcola (fruit fly)
Lineage: Eukaryota; Metazoa; Arthropoda; Insecta; Diptera; Drosophilidae
Gene: GrlHz
Exons: 3
Coding region: 186-1487 (433 amino acids)
Source: RefSeq, a predicted model, not a curated record
UUGGGGUCUCAUUUGUGGCUGGACCGCCAGCCGCGAUCGGUCUCUCUGUCCCGUUAGUUGCGAACCGCAACUCUCUCUCCCCACCCACGCUAUGUGCUGUGUUUUGUUGUGAAUGAGAGCCCCGUAAACUGUGUUUGUAACUGUCACUUUCUACUCUCUCCCACGCCGGGCGUUCUUUGUCCGUCAUGUAUCGACAUAACGCGGAGAGCUCUUUCUGUUUCAUCAAUCGCCUCAACGGGAAUGCCAACGAUGAACUGCAGCAACCGGGAGAGCACGAGCCCACUUCCGCUCUUUUGGACUACUGCAAACGCAAGUUCCUCCGUCCAUAUGUGGCCAUCCUGACGCUGGUGGGCCUCAAUCCCAUCUCCACGGAUAUGAGCAAUGUCCGGGCCUGCUGCAGCUAUGUCCAGGCGCUGAUGGUCCUAUUCGUCCUGCUGGUGGGAUACCUUUUGCGAUACAUAUGCGGCUAUAGAGGCGAUCGUGGUUUCACCAGCUACCGGGAUAUUCGACCCAUCACCAAUGGAACAGAUGGUGGUGCAGCUUCUCCUAACACCAUAGGAGAACUACUUUUCGGAUUCAUAAUGCCCAGUGGGUUCAACCUAAUGGCUUUCGUGUCCGCAGUGCUAGUGUGCAAAGUCAUCGACCACGAACAGCUGCAGAACCUCAUCGAAAGGGUAUUCCUAAUGUCUGCCAAGCCAAAGAGACUCUGCCGGAUGUUGUGGCUUUUUCUGGCCGUAGCACUGGCCCUGCUCAUUUUGCUCUUCGCGUACGCCUGCUGUGUGGUGAUGAUGCAGCCCACCCAAAUCGUCAAGUUGUCCUGGCUGGCAGAAGCUCUAAGCGACUGGGAGACCUGGGUUCGUGUAGGUCUGCUGGUGACCAUACUCCUUCAAGAUCUCGUGGAGAUUAUUAUACUGAGCAACUACUAUAUAGAGUGUUAUUUGCUGAGGAUGCAUCUGGAAACGCUCUCGCACAAGCUUCUUAUGCACUCAAUCGAUUCGCUGGAUUGGAUGAGGGAAGUGCUCGAAUUUCGAAAACUGUUGGAGCGGCUGAAUCAGCACGUGUCUAUCCCAGUGUGCUUCCUCAUUGUGAUGAACCUGGCUUAUGCCUUCGCGGGACUGGUAUACCUCUUCAAGGACUUCGAUUUUCACUACUGCGCCCUGAAGCUCGUGUUACUUAACAUUGCCAAUGUGAUGCUGUGGCUGUUUCUGGGAUUGCUGCCUUUCUUCGUAGCCUCUUCGGUGACGCGUGUGUGCCAGAAUGCCCAGGCGAAUGGUCAUCAGAUACGAGUUCGACCUUUCGUUUACCACAAUACCUCGGCGGAGGACCUUAACUCCACGCUUCUGUUCGCCGCCUCGCUGGACAUGUCCGCCAAACUCUUCCGAAUGCCCAUCCAGCCGAACUACCUGUGUUUCGCCAUCCUUGUGGUGGUCAUCGUCAUCCUUACGCUGGGCAUGUGCCUGAAUCUCAACGCCCUGGGCAAAAUUUAACCAAGUACUUGUAUGCAUUCGCCUAAAAUAAUAAACACUUAUAGUAUUUGUCUAGCUUACAA